AUGUUAAAAAAUGUUCUUUCUACCGAAAAUUUUUAUUAUUCAAUUGGAAUGGAUAUUUCACGUUCAUUUCAAUGGUUAAGUGAAAAUGCUUCUCCAGAAUUACAUUCAUUACCUUUACUUCAAAAAAUUGAUAAGAAAUUUGUUUGGAAUGCAAAAUUGAGUGAAAAAUUUGAUACUGUUGAGUUCUCCAAGUUUAUUCAACCUCUAAUUCACGGAUUUGUUGGAAUACGUCGUUGUCGUGUAAACAAUUUAUCAUUUAAUUUGGCAUUAAUUUCUAGGAGAUCAGUUUACAGGCCUGGAGUUCGUUUUCACACUCGUGGUGCUGAUUCAGAAGGAAAUUGUGCAAAUUUUGUGGAAACUGAACAAUUAAUAGAAUUUGAUGUUGGAGGGAAGUCUUCUAGUUCUUCUACUAAUAAUAAAAAAGUGGUUACUUCUAGGCAUAUUGCUUCCUUUAUUCAAAUUCGAGGUUCAAUUCCACUUUAUUGGACUCAAAAACCAAAUCUUAAAUGGCAACCGACACCAAGUUUGAAAUCUAGCGCUGAUGAACAAUUUAAUUGUUUUAAACAACAUUUGAAUAAUUUAUUGGAUUGUUAUGGGAGAGAUGCUUUGACUGGAAAUCCUAGAAAAAUUCUUCUUCUAAGCCUUUUAAAUCAAUAUGGAAGAGAGAAGAAUGUUGGCUCACAAUUUCGUUCAGUUGUCGAAAAAAUAAGAAUUCCGAGUGUAAAAUAUAUUGCAUUUGACUUUCAUCGGCAUUGUCAGUCGUUAAACUGGAAAAGAUUAUCUUAUUUAAAAGAAGAAAUUAUGCCUGAUAUUCGACAAUUUGGUUGUUUGGAUCGUACAAAUGUUGUUCAAGCAUUAAUUGGGAUCGAGUCACUUCGUUUUCAACUUCAAUAUUUUGGUAUUAUAAAUGAAUCAGUUUUUAAUUUUGAUGCUUGGCCAGAAUUUGUUUAUACGUUUAAAAAUUGUUGGUUUUCCUUUUCGGCGUUUUUUAAUUUUUAUCUAUUUUUAAAGUAUGGGCAGAUAAUGGUGAUAUUUGUAACUGAUUAUACACGCGUUGGAAAACGAACUUUUGGUGGAAUGGUUAAUGAUUUGAACAAUUCUUUGACUCGUUAUUUUAAAAAUAAUUUUACGGAUGGUUAUAGACAGGAUGCCCUAAAUUUAUUUUUGCUCAACUAUACAGUCGAUAGAAAUAGUUUACCUGAGAGAGCAGAUCAUUCAAUAAUUAAUUUUGACAGUAACGGAGCGGCAAUUGCUGGAGCAAUAUUUUCUGUGGCUAUGACACUUUUGUGUAUUUUGAUCUCAGAUAAUAUAAGUGCUUCAUUCUUUUGGUUUGUAAUAUUUAUUUUAUUUAUGGGCUUUAUUUGGGUUAAUGGAGAUGAUUUUGUUGAUAAUCCAUUGCUUGUACCGACGUCAGAAAAAAUUGGAAAAAAGGAUUAA
Messenger RNA from Meloidogyne enterolobii, 1437 nucleotides. Lineage: Eukaryota; Metazoa; Nematoda; Chromadorea; Rhabditida; Meloidogynidae. The record is from the annotation of a GenBank genome assembly.